AUGGACCUAGGAGAAGAUGUGGAUGACCCGUUUGUGCUUGACGUCAACAAGCUAUGGGAGCCUUCUUAUUUCCAUCCUCCAGCACUGCAACCGCUAGACUCCCUCCCUUGGGAUGAUGGCUUCCCAGAACUUGCCCAGGGUGUCUUUCAAGGUGCCUUUGACCAAUUUACAAAAAAUGGUUCCAACAUAUAUGAAUUAAAUAUUUUCGGCACAGACCCGCUUGAUUCGACUGACACAGAUUCCCUUCCAUCCCACAGUGCGAGAAAAACCAGUAUAGAUUCUGACGGGGCGGAGGAAGAAACGGAUGAGAGAGCAGAUAUAUGGGCGCUCGAUGACAUUUUAAAGCCAAUUACUGAAAAAGGAUCAUUGGGAUCGUGGGAUACAUUUCCAGACCAUCCCGUUCGCCAGAAUGUCCCUCUUUACCUGAGUGAAGCUGGCCCACGUGGAUUUGAUGCUGCAUUGGGUUAUCAGGCAACAAAAUCCGGACUUGAGGAUUCGGGUCGAGUAGCGCGAACAAAUAUUUUCAUUGCGAGUCUAUUUCGGCUGGGCCUCGGGUGGAAUUCGAUAUUUUUCCGCUUCAACGAACAAAAUCGAGUCUUCGAAAAGUAUAUCAAAGAUGCCCGCAUAUCUGGAAUCAGCCUAACGGCAGUGAAUGGCCUGGUUGAAGAAUUUUUACAAUGUGGAACGCAAGUACGCAAGAUAAGAAGAUUCCUUCUCGAAACGCCUUCUCGAACCGAUCUCCCGACCCCGUUGUCCAGCCUUGCCAGCGCAGUGUCAAUCCUGCUACAUAGUUUUGAGGAGCAUGUAUACAAGUGUUUUAAGAUGGGUUUACCGUUGUUGGCGAGUCAAAUGUUAUUCAGACGGCCUGCAUGUCUCCUCAAUGCACUCGUUGACAUCAUAAAAGGCGCGGAAAAUGCGAUAACGGACGGUGCUGUUAUAUCGUCCGUCUUUACGAAAUGCGAUCAUUACUCCCAUGAAUAUGCGUGGCUCUCUGGAGUUCUUCAUGAAUUAAUGGCAUUGGUGGCUGAAUCGUGGCUUUUACUGGUUGAGUCUUGGAUUGGGCUCCAGCCCGAGCCACAAACCAUGCCGGAGCUCAAUCGGAAUGAGAAAAGCUUCAUAAAAACUGAGGAAGUUGAUGGUAGAAAUUCCAGAAGUAUUGAAGCUAAACUGGUUGACUACAGCUUCCGUCCAGAAGCUAUGCCCAUCUUUGUUCCCACAGACUAUGCAGAAAUGAUAUUCGAAGGUGGCAAGAGCCUGAGGCUACUCGAAGAAUUCCAUCCUAAUCAUCCACUUUCCGUAAAGAGCGGCGCGAGUCGGUCAGUGAAUCUAACCUUGGAGUGUGCGUUUACCUGGAAAGAUAUUGAUAAAAUCCAACAAAAAGCCAACGACUAUGAGUCGCGACUUCGAGCUGAAAUACUUAGCUACGAUGAAAAACGACUCCAGAAAUGUCCCACGCUAUCACCCGAGGACAAGAAUAUCGGAAAUACAGUUCAUGUUGGCCAUUAUCCAAUUGACGGCGUCUUUUCACUUUUAGAUAUCGACGACAAGAAUGAUACUACCGAGUUAGCGAGUCAAUCUUCAGUCUCUUCCCAUAAACUACACAUUCUCCUCGCUGAGAGCAACUGUUUCAACACCGACAAAGUCCCUGGAAACGAAUUUCUUUUCGGACCACCUUUGGAUGCGUCUGUUUAUCUUUCAUUCGCCCCAGCUAUUUCAGCGCAAACUAGAUUAAUCAAUUUCUCCUGCCUCCACCUUCUCUUCAAAGGACAUAAAAUCAAGGACCACCUGCAAUUACAAUGGCGUUUUCAGUUAUUAGGCGACGGGGUCUUUUCGUCACGCUUAUCUCACAUCUUAUUUGACCCUGAAAUGCACAGUGGAGAACGGAAAGCUGGGGUUGCCCGCGGGGGAAGUUCUACUGGACUUCGUCUGGGCAAUCGAGAUACCUGGCCACCAGCUAGCUCUGAGCUCCGUCUGGUGCUUAUGGGCUUGCUUUCUGAGAGUUACCACGGCGACAAAAAUUACCCUGGCCACAACACCGGAAACCAAACCAGGAACAGGGACUUGCCUGGUGGCCUCAGCUUUGCAAUCCGUGAGCUGACGGGUGAAGAACUUUUAAAAUGCAAAAAUCCCAAUUCCAUUGAGGCUUUAGAUUUCCUCCGUCUCCAAUACCAUCCCCCUUCAGUGCUCGAAGCCAUAAUAACCCCCAGGAGUCUACGCAGAUAUGACUCUAUUUUCAAACGCCUUCUACGGCAGAUGCGAAUGCUUUCAGUUUCAUGCGGCCUAAUCCGAAACUCUACAGAUCGCUCAAAUGCUACCGAUAUGAGCCGAACAAUCACACAAAAAUUCCGGAUCGAAGCACAUCAUUUCGUUCAAAGCGUGAGCGACUAUUCCUUCCACAUUGCUGUUGGAGAAACAUGGAGCAAGUUCGAGAGAACACUUAUCAAGACUGAGAAGUGCAUUGAUAAGGGGGAUAUCGAUGGUACCCUUGACCACGCCAAAAGCUUACACCGCCUCCGAGAAUAUCAUGAAGAAAUCCUUGACCAGAUCCUCUUUGCUUUAUUUGUGAGCAAGAAACACACACAGGCCAGAAACCUUUUGGACGAUAUCUUCAGCACGAUUCUCACAUUCUCUUCUUUAUCGAAAGCAGCAGCCACUGGCACGUGGAUGGAGCAAGAAGGGAUGCAAUCUUACGAUCGGGUAGUUCGUCAGCUUUUCUCGGUGUUUAGGAAACAGGUUUCAGGCUUUGUGAGAUUUUUAAGGGCGUUGGAUGGGGCCAAAGAGAUGAAGUCGAAAGGGAAAUACCGGGCUCUUACAGCUUGGGGGAGUGAUGGUCGUGCGGGUGUUGAGACAGAGAGUGUCUUUGAACACCUCCUUUUGCGGUUGGAUAUGAAUGGGUUUUAUUAGUUCAUUCAUUGUAUGUGAGAUAUAAGUCAACGAUAUCCCUAACGUUAGAAGCCAUUGUAGAAAACCGUCGAGUGAUGCUUAAAAUGUUUUAUUCUGCGGGCUUCUCAAACCUUCAUACAUGUUGUCACCAGUCGAGGAGCCUGAGGAAUGCUUUUUAAAAUAUCCUCCACAAGCUGGGAAUAUAUAU
Histoplasma capsulatum G186AR is the source of this 3091-nucleotide messenger RNA. RefSeq lists its product as uncharacterized. NCBI's taxonomy places the organism in Eukaryota, Fungi, Ascomycota, Eurotiomycetes, Onygenales, Ajellomycetaceae. Gene Ontology annotation, molecular function: microtubule minus-end binding; gamma-tubulin binding. The coding region runs from base 1 to 2904 and encodes 967 amino acids. Gene Ontology annotation, biological process: spindle assembly; microtubule nucleation; mitotic cell cycle. Gene Ontology annotation, cellular component: spindle pole; equatorial microtubule organizing center; gamma-tubulin complex. The transcript is spliced from 2 exons. The record is from RefSeq and is a predicted model, not a curated record.